Chrysoperla carnea is the source of this 2441-nucleotide messenger RNA. It is a transcript of the gene dysf, whose product is annotated as neuronal PAS domain-containing protein 4. The record is from RefSeq and is a predicted model, not a curated record. Bases 36 to 2387 code for a protein of 783 amino acids. The transcript is spliced from 7 exons. Gene Ontology annotation, molecular function: RNA polymerase II transcription regulatory region sequence-specific DNA binding; protein dimerization activity; DNA-binding transcription factor activity, RNA polymerase II-specific. Gene Ontology annotation, biological process: regulation of transcription by RNA polymerase II. NCBI's taxonomy places the organism in Eukaryota, Metazoa, Arthropoda, Insecta, Neuroptera, Chrysopidae.
GUUUAAACUAAAUAUCAUAGUUUCAGAAUUUAAAAAUGUUUUCACCAUUUGAUGCAAACAAAUCGACAAAAGGCGCUAGCAAAUUACGACGAGAUUUAAUAAACGCGGAAAUAGCAAAUUUACGAGAUUUAUUACCGCUACCACCUUCAACACGUCAGCGCCUUUCACAAUUACAAUUGAUGGCACUUGUCUGUGUUUACGUACGAAAAACAAAUUACUUUCAACAAGCAUUUAAAUGUCAAAAUGUCAAUUUACAAUCAGCAACGCCAAGUAUUGGAUUCUCCAAAGCAUUGAACGGUUUUCUUAUGAUGAUGACACAAAAUGGUAAACUUUUGUACAUAUCGGAUAAUGCAGCCGAAUAUCUGGGCCAUUCGAUGGAAGACCUACUUAUUCAUGGCGACAGUGUUUAUGAUAUUAUCGAUAAACAAGAUCAUUCUGUAAUUCAAGCGGAAAUGGCAAGAUCGGCGAGUUCUGAAGAUGAAGCUCGAAUGUUUAUGUGUCGAAUAAAUGUUACACGGAAUGCAAGACGUCAAAUGCGAUUCGGCGAUCAAAAGGUGGUGUUAGUUCAAGGUCAUUAUUUAUCAUUUUUACCUCUAUGCAGUAGGAAUGAGCCAGUAUUUAUUGCAACUUGUACUCCAAUUGCAAUGCCAGAAACACGAGAAUGUGUGGUCCAAGGUGCUACAAAUGUAUUUACCUCAAUACAUUCAAUGGAUAUGAAAUUUAUGUACUUGGAUCGAAUUGGCGAAUAUCAUUUAGGAUUUUUAUGGGUAGAAUUACAAGGUGUUUCAUGGUACAAAUUAUUACAUUGGGAGUGUAUGCAAGAAGCGCAGGCCAAACAUAGAUUAAUAACACAAUCGGACCAGGAUCGUGCUUGUAUAUUAUUGGUGCGUUUACAAAGACGAAUGGGUGACUGGAUCUGGGUUCAUUGUGUCUUACAAGUCAAAGAUAGUAUUGAAAAUAAUCAGCAUCCUGUUAUUGUAUGUACAAAUCAAAUUUUGAGUGAUCGCGAAGCUGGUGUAAUGAAAGCGAAUAGUUGGUUAUACGAAUAUUACAUGGUACAAAGCAAACUACAGUAUGGUCUUACAUAUUCGGGUCCCCAACAACCGACCACAGCAAUACCCCGAAUAACACCUUAUUAUCAUCAUCAACAUUCCCCCCAAUCAAGUGGCACUCCUGUAACACAUGUCCCUCAACAAAUCCCACAACCCCCACCGUCGCAAAUCGUUCAAGUACAAGUUCAACAUCCUCCAGAUCCAUCAUUAGGCACCCCACCAAAUAACAAUGAAAUAUCUCCUCAACCCACAUCCCGAACAGUUGAAAAAUUGGAACCUGUUGAUUAUUCCUUACAUCAGCAAUCUACGUCACAAUAUCCAGCGCAUGUAUGUUCACAAAUCGGGCGAUGUUUUUCAUCGUCAUCGACGGGGGAUGAUAGCUUGGAUACGUUCGCACGUCAUGUUCAGAUGGACGAAUCUGGAGGGUAUCAAUAUCGAUCGAUUGUCACAGUGGCUCCACAUAGUUACGCGGCCGCCGAAAGUCCAGAUUUAUAUUCGUAUCAGAUAAUUGGUAACGAACCUCCCCAUCAUUUGCACCAUGAAAGUAUCCCAACUUAUUCGGGAUACACUCAAAAAUAUUUGGAUGAAGGUGAACGUAGACAUUCGAUUGACGAUACUUUACGGUACACGAAAGCUGCUAAAUGUAAGAAAUUAUCGACGGGAAGUGUACCCUCCACAGUGAUACCUUCACAAGAUCGUGAUAAUUAUUCGACGGAUAAUGAUGAUGUAUUUAUGACUACGGGACAAUGGAAAUCGAUUCAUGGGCAUACUCCACGUGAACAAAACGACCCAGAAAAUAAGAAUAAUUACCCGGAAGAGAGUGAAAUGAUUGAUAUCAAUCAAUUGGGGUUUCAAAACAAACGAAAAAUUUUAAUGCCUAUGUCCAAAAGUGAUGAUCAACGUGCCACAACGAAUUCCCCACAUUGGACACCAAAUAAUAUGGGUCUGCUAUCCGAGUGGUCUGAUUCGGCAAUGAUUUAUCAUACGAAUAACGUGUACACAUACGAUACGGUACGCGCAUCUUUAGUAUGCGCAAACAAAGAAACAUUCUGCUAUUGGAAACAUUUGGAAAAUUAUGCAAAAACACAUUUAGAUUUGAUUUCCGAUAAGUACACGGUUUGUAACAUGGAUAAAUCCAAAGCAAGCGAAUACGAAGAUUUUAGUAACUAUGGAAGUAAUUGUGAUGUAACACGAAUAUACCAUCAUAACCUAUCGUGCCAGAAGAGGUAUGGUAGUGAUAAAUGGAUAAAUCCGUUACAUCCUCCAUUACCAGCGAUUAUAACUAAAUCCACAUCAGAAACAGCAAUUCAGUUGGGUGAGGAACUAACCGUCUAAAAGACGUCUAGAAAAUGAGUAUCUAAUUGAUUAAUCGCGAAUGGUUUAUUUUGA